AUGGAAGCAUUUACGCUGGAAGUGGUGGUUGACUCCAUCCAGGGAUGGGGCCGGCGCGGCUCAGUUCAGGACACUGACAAGCAGCGGACAAGGCAUGAGCCCGCCCUGGUCUUGAGACUGUUGGAUUUGGACCCAGUGAUGAUCGAGGCAGAUUCCUCGACAGCAAUGCCCAGAGGAUUUGCUUGUUUCAACGGCAAGGGCAAGGCUUUGACAUUCGAACUUCCCCGUGGGAUGCUUGAGCAAACUCUGCCGUUAUGGCUCAUGGCCUUAGACUUGCAGCCUGUGGACCGUGACUCUGAUGCCAGGAGAGCAGUGCUGAUGUCAUCUUCUUGCAUCAACUUGGCCCACGAGGUGGCCAGGGCAUUGUCGCAGCGGAGCUGUGCAGCCCCUGUGCUGUUCCAGCGCCUUCGUCUCAGGACAUUGUGUCUGGCUUUCGCAUCUGCGAGUCCGUGUGUUGCUGGUUUAUGCUCACCCUACGCUUUGCUGGACGCUUGCUAG
Molecule: messenger RNA, 498 nt
Organism: Symbiodinium sp. CCMP2456
Lineage: Eukaryota; Dinophyceae; Suessiales; Symbiodiniaceae
Source: the annotation of a GenBank genome assembly